Microplitis demolitor is the source of this 2277-nucleotide messenger RNA. RefSeq lists its product as uncharacterized. The coding region runs from base 1196 to 1981 and encodes 261 amino acids. The record is from RefSeq and is a predicted model, not a curated record. Gene Ontology annotation, molecular function: N-acetyltransferase activity. Lineage: Eukaryota; Metazoa; Arthropoda; Insecta; Hymenoptera; Braconidae. The transcript has 3 exons.
ACAAAUUGAUAAUUAUCGAAAAAAGAUGAAAAGUUUAUUUAAAUAUGACUUGCAAAAAUUUCACUUAACAACUGAUGACUUUAGAGAUGUUAAGAAGUAUUUUUAGUAAUUUUCAAGAUCACAUCUUAGUGUGCAUGUGUAUUGAAGUAUUUCAUCUUUUCAACGAGAAUUGAUUUAAAUCGAGCUUACGAUAAUCGAGACAGUUUAUCAUCUCAAUUUGCACAUAAUAGAACUUUGAAAUUUAAAUCAGUGAAUAGUUUAUGAAGAUAUGGUGAGUAAAUAGUCGGGAAAUAAAUUGUUGAUAUUUGUUUUUUUUUUAAUAUUCAAUAACCAUCUGAUACAUUUGGAUUACAAAUUAAAUGAGAUCGAAUUAGAAGUUUUAAAAAUUAAUUGAAAGAUACACGGAUUGAUUUUUUUAGAAUUUAAAACACUGAAAAUUUCUAUUGAAAACUCGUGUUUAGAAAAUCCGGAAAAUAAUACAUUUUUGUUUUUUUUUACAUUUUUCCAAUUUUCACAACCAGAAGUUAAAAGAAAAUUAUUAUUUAACUUCCAGAGCUCAGGGAUAAGAUUUUCAUGUCGAUUUUUGAGCUCGCGCUUGAAAAUUAUAGUUUUAUAUAAAGAUUAAAUUUUCCAUAAUGAAGUUAACAGAAAUAAUUGACAUUAAAUAAAACUUCUUGUAUUAUUUAUAAAUAUACAUAUAUUUGUUUUUAUUUGAAAGUAGGUUAAGGUUUUAACGAAAGUUAUAGUAUAUAUACAAGAAUCCUUAUCGAGUAUCCAGAUUCAUGUUUUCUUCUUCGGACGAAAAAAAUUUUGCAAAGUAAACAAAACAAUAAGAAAACUUAUUAUGAAAAUAAAAAAAAUUUUGACAAUUGAAUCAUAAUUUUCUGUCAUUACGUUUUUUUUUUUUUUUUUUUUUUUUAAUGAGCUCAUAAAAUUAUCGGUUUUAUUGGUUAUAAUCUUAUCGAUGUGAGCUCUGAAACUACUUAAUGAAAUCUGGUUAUUUGUAUACAGUGUACCAAAUAAAAGUUAUAUAUAUAUAUAAAUUUGUUUAAAUGUGUGGGUGAAAUAACAUACACAUAUAUCAUGAAAGUUGACGUUUAUAUUGUGCAGUAGCUCGAAUUAGCGCUCAGUCUUACUGAGGCCUUCAUAACAGAUUAUAUUACUAUACAUUCCAGUGUGUAAAAGACAACAAGUCAUGAGUAAUCGUAAGAGAAUGCUGUCUUACCGGCCAUGGGGAUCGACGGAAGAUGGCGCCAUCGAGUUCGAAUCCCUGACAUCUGAAACAUUGGCGGGCGCCUUGAAUGUUAUGCGAGACUCAUUUUUUCCUGAUGAAAGCAUAUGUAUAGGUUGUGAUUUACUAUCUGAACCCGGAGCACCUGAAGAACUUGAACAAUUGUGCUUACAUACAGCUAAAGAUGGCGUCAGUGUUGUUGCGAUUGAUGUCGCCUCAAUGGAAGUAGUUGGCGUAGCAUUCAACAAAUUGCAUAAACGUGGCGCCCAAAAUGAGAAAGGAUAUUUUGAAGAAUUUAGCGAAAACUGCAAGUACAAAGCGUCUAAAUGCCUCGUAGAUUUUAUGAUAAAUGUUGACUCGAGAGUUAAUCUUUUCAAACAUUAUAACGUAGACUCUAUUAUGGAAAUAAUGUUUCUUGCAACGAAGAAAGACUUCCAGAGAAGAAGAAUUGGGGAGCUAUUAGUAUCCUCAUCACUGGAAUUGGGAAAACAACUUUACAAAGGAGUCGCUGUAAAAACUAUAGUCGACUUUGAUGAAAAGUCAAUCACUAAUGAAGACGCUAUUCCUAGUCUUGUGUCAGCAAUAAUGACAUCGAAUUACUCACAGAAAAUUAGUCAUAAGCUAAGUUUCGAUACUAUUAUUGAAGUGAACUAUGAUGAGUUUACGUUUGCUGGUAAAAAAUUUAGUGAACGAAUAGGAAAUAUUCAUAAAACUUGUCAACUUGUUGCGAGAAGACUUUCUAGGAAUUGAUAUGAAUUUAUGGUUGGAGCGCUACCUCAAUAAACAGUAUUAAUCUGUUUUGAAUUGCUAAUAUUGUUUCAUAUUAAUUUCAACCCGAGAAAAAAUGGUGGGAUAUGAUUAUAGAGUCAUGUGAGACAAGUGGGCGCAAACCCAUCGAUUUCAGACCGAAAUGAAUGGGUUUGCGCAUACUUACCGACAGCUGCUACCAAUUUCAAUCGGUAACGGCUACCAAAAUAAGAGCGGUUAUCGAUUGUCAAUAAUAUAUUGUAAGAUAUCAUUUUUUUGUGGGAUACAAUAAUUUACUG